AUGACUAGUCUUUCUGUGUUCAGGGACAUAGUCCCAGCCCAGAAGCUAGAAGGCAGUUUACUAAAGAUCUACAAGCAAGAUGAUUAUCCUAACAAGAUGUUCUUGGCUUACAGAGUGUGCAUGACCGAUGAAGGCCAUCCCUGGGUCUCUUUGGUGGUUCGCAAGACUCGCCUGCAGAUUUCACAGGACCCCUCUCUGAACUAUGAGUACUUACCCCAGAUGGGCAUGAAAUCAUUUGUCCAAGCUGCCUUGGAACUCCUCUUUGGAAAGCACAGCCAAGCCAUUGCAGAGAAGAGGGUAGGGGGUGUGCACACUGUUGGUGACAGUGGGGCCUUCCAGCUUGGGGCCCAGUUUCUCAGGACGUGGCGUAAGAAUUUGAAAACUGUUUGUAUCGUCUCAUGUCAAAAGGAACAGUAUGGACUCAUCUUCCAGGAAAUGGGCUUUACAGUUUAUGAAUACCUCAUCUGGAACCCCAAGGAGCUGUGCUCAGACCCCAAGAUGUUUUUCGAAGUGAUGGAGCAUAUCCCAGCUGACAGUAUCCUUGUGAUUGGGAACAUUAUUGACUGCAGGUUCUCGCAAAAUCAGUGGGCAAAGUUGAUGUCCAUCAUUAAGAAAAAGCAGAUAUUCCCUUUCUUUGACAUUCCCUGCCAAGGUCUAUCCACUGGUAACCUGGAAGAAGACACCAGACUCUUACAGUACUUUGUGUCUCUGGGGCUUGAGUUCUUCUGCAACCAAUCUCUGUCCAAGAAUUUUGGCAUUUAUGAUGAAGGAGUGGGGAUCCUAGCUGUGGCAGCCCUCAGCAACCAGAACCUGCUGUGUGUCCUCUCCCAGCUGAUGAACUAUGUUGAGGCUCUGUGGGGAAGCCCUCCUGCCACAGGUGCCCGGAUCAUCACUUCCAUCCUCUGUAACCCUGCUCUGUUUGGAGAAUGGAAGCAGAGUCUAAAAGGUGUUGUGGAGAACAUCAUGUUGAUCAAGGAAAAGGUGAAAGAGAAGCUCCGGCUCCUCGGGACCCCUGGGACCUGGAAUCACAUCACCGAACAGAGUGGCUUCCAUGGUUAUCUGGGACUCAACUACCAACAGGUGGAGUACCUGACCAAGAAGAAGCAUAUCUACAUCCCCAAGACCAGCCGGAUUAACUUCACCUGCAUCAAUAUCAGGAACAUAGACUACAUCACUCAGAGCAUCCAUGAGGCAGUGAAGCUCACUGAGGAAUGUCCCUGA
This is a messenger RNA of Cricetulus griseus (Chinese hamster), 1221 nucleotides long. NCBI's taxonomy places the organism in Eukaryota, Metazoa, Chordata, Mammalia, Rodentia, Cricetidae. The record is from RefSeq and is a predicted model, not a curated record.